GUCCAGAUGCAUCUCUGUUUUUAUUUUAUUGCUUUUCAGCUGUAUCUUGUUGGUGGAUCUUUUGGACUCCGUGAAUUUGCUCAGAUAAGAUAUGAUGUCCACAAACUUCACGGCAAGGUUGAUCCCGCUUUGAAAGAAAAGUUAAAAGAGAAAAAUGUGACACUGGAAUCUGAAUAUCAGAAACUGGAAAAGUCUGACUUGGAUAACUGGGAGAACAUCAGAGGACCCCGUCCGUGGGAAGAUUCCAAGACUGUUCAGAAGCAACGGCGGGAGGCUGGCCGUCUGAAGACAGAGUGACUGAGCAAGCCUCCUUCGGUGUUUCUGCAAAAUCAUGUCAGGAACAGACAUGGGAGGGGGGAAGAGGAAUCUGCACUGAGCAAUCCAUGCCAAUAUAAACAUAAAUUAACUGUGAGAUCAAUCAGAAAGACACUGUAUUUUAUGAAGUUCUUUGCAUCCAUUUGGACAGAGCUCCACAGGUUGUAUAUAUGAAUUCUCAAUUAAAAAAAUAGCUGAUUAUUCCACUGAAA
Molecule: messenger RNA, 527 nt
Organism: Struthio camelus australis
Lineage: Eukaryota; Metazoa; Chordata; Aves; Struthioniformes; Struthionidae
Source: RefSeq, a predicted model, not a curated record